AUGGCGCCUCCGCCGAUGGUCUGCCCGGACGACCCCCUGGCCACCGAGACCCGCUCGCCGCAGGCCUGGGAGGGGGACCAUGAGAAGUUGGCCAAGGUGGGGUGGCGGAGGCGAAGCGGGUGGGGCGAGUUGUACGGACCGCGUGAUAAUGGGGCGGCGCAAGUUACCUGUCUAUGGAUUUAUUUCUUUGAUUAACAUCGACUUCUCGUUCCUGCAAGAAGCGGUGCAUCAUUGGGUGGUAUGGUAUUAGUCCUGUUGUAAGGGUAGACCCCUCUUAAAUUAGUCCUGCUGAUUAAUUUCAAUGGAUCUAAUCAUGAGCGUAGGCAGGGAGGGGCAGCUGCCCCCCAAUCAAUAAAAAUACAUAGCAAACUGAGGUUUUGCACUCCCAACAAAAGGCCUGCCCCCCCCCCAUCCUGGCUACGCCCAUAGAUCUAAUUCUGAGUAGGACUGCGGACCCUCCAGGUGUCCCUAUUUUCCAGGGACAUCCCUGGUUUAGAGAAGCGGUCCUGGUUUCUGAUUUGAUCCCAGAAUGUCCUGCUUUUCCAUAAGACGUCCCUAUUUUCAUUGGAGAAAUGUUGGAGGGUAUGGCGUUAUCUGAAACCCGCCCCCCCCCUGCCGUCUGAAGGCAAUCCUGUAUAGAGAAGGGAUUUUUUAAUGUUUAAUUAUGUUUUUAUAUAUGUUGGAAGCUGGGGCAACCCAGUAAGAUGUGUGGCAGUAUAAAUAGUAAAAUUAUCGUUAUGGAAUGAGACAUCCCUAUUUUCAUCUAAGAAAUGUUGGUAGUCACCUGAUAAGGAAAUCUCUUAAAAGUCACUCAGUGCAAUUCUAACCAUGUCUGCUCAGGAGUAAGCCCUGUUGCAUUCAGUAGGGUUUACUCCCUGGGAAAUGAGAUUAGGAUUGCAGUCCCGGUUAAGAUAAAGUAUCAGGGGUGUCAUGUAGCACCUUUCUUCAGACCCAGAUAAAAAUAUUGUUAGGAAGCCAGUGGCAACCGCUUCACACAACCAUCAGCAGCCACCAGGAACCAAUUCACAUGUGGAGAGAUUUAAAAUAGACUCCAGUGAGCCAUUUGCUCAGGAUUCAUGUAAAUUGGCUUCAGUGGACGUGCAAGAGAGUAACUGACAGAACAGAAGGUAUUUCUAAUUACACUUUGUACAGCCCUGUUCUUGACUGGUGUAUCUACAAAAAAACAUUGACAGAAGAUAACAUGAGAUACUCUGUUCUUUCACAGAUUCAUUUUAAAAUUUUAAAAGGACAUUCAGCAGCUGUGACCUCCUGUCAUUUCUGUUUUGAUGAAACAAAAGUUCUUUCAGGCUCUUAUGACAGCACAGUGAAACUCUGGGUAAGCUUGUUACAGACCUGAAGCAAGAAAUCUAAUUGAUCAUAUUGCUCUGAAGUCUAAACCGUAAUUUAUCAUAUUAGCACAAAGGUUAAGUGAAUCAUUGUUGAAAGUACCAAACAUACACUCUCUCUAAGGUCGCACUCCUUUGCACACUCAGCUUGGAGUAAGUCCCAUUAUACUCAGUGGAAUUUAUUUCUGAAAUGACAUAUAUAGGAUUGAACUGUAAAGUAUUUGACACAAUUUUACUUGCCAAAUUAAAGUGGUAACUUUCCCACUACUUGCACAAUGAACGCUUGGCCUGCAGAGCUCAUUUUUGUAGGGUGUGGUGAUGGUUCGGUAUAUAUUAUGUUUAAAAAAAGAGUAGAAAGGUUAGAAGCUAUAAAUAAUAUAAAUGGAAAUGUGGGGAAAACAUUCCACUUUUGCAUUGUGGGUACCUCUGAACCUGAGACACUGGGCAGAGAAUAAGAAUACAAUUUAUGCCCUGUGUGGUUGCAUUUGCCUUCAAAUAGCCCAAAAUAGUUGAAGAGAUAAAUGUAUCAUGCAGCCAGUGUAUCAUGUGGCUUCAUCAGGUAAACAGAGGUAAUUGAUUUAUCGGAUGCAAGUUCUGCAGGCAGCUUAUAAGCAGAACUAUUUAGAAUAAUUAAGUGAAAAAAUAUGUGCUAUGAAUUAGCCUUCAUUGUCUUUUUCAGUCUGAACACACUACUGAAUAACCAAGUUUAUCUUUAUUUCUUGAAGGAUAUUGCCGGUGCUGUCUGUAUUCAGACCUUUGAAGGUGAGCACACUGGGCCCAUUUCUGAAUGCUGCCUGAGUCCUGAUAAUAAAAGGUGAUAACACUGUUGCAUUUUAUAUAUUAAUUAGUAAGCCAAGGAACUAAUUAUAUUCAGCAAGUGGGUUUAUAGGAACAGGGAAAAGAAUGAUGACAAAACAGAACGGUCAAUGCAGUCCUGCCUUAGAAAGCCAGUAGGAAAAAUUAUUACCAUGGCUGUGUUGUUACAUAUAUCUUAUAAAAUACUUGAAUCUUUUUUAUUUAAAAAAGUAAAUAGAAUAAUUAGAUUUUAACUCAGUGUUGAUAUAGUAUUACUACCACAUGUAAUGAAGUCCGCAAAAGCUUAUGCCAUAUUAUAGAUGCCAGUCUUUAAGGUGCCACAAAACUGUUGUAUUUGCUGCGAGAGAUGUAACAAUUAUUCCUUGGGAGAGAGUAUUGCCACUGAGCCUGGCUGCUGCAAUGUGGAGGAGCCAAGAGAGGAGCAUAUAUCUGCAGUGCUACUCCAUGAGUUCAUAUUGGGACAAAUGGAAGAUGAUGGGGUGGCUGGGGUCUCACCAGACACCAUCAUCAUGCCACUUGCAGAGAUCAGAUGCAUUCAGUGAGUGCAGCUGAUAUGAGAAGAAAAUUCUAUGUGAAGAUGUACAGUUUUGCAGAGCCAUCUUCAAGGGACGGAGAUAAGCUAAUCCUCCUUUUGCUCCCACAUUUAUUUGCCACAUUGCUGAAUUUAAGACGUCAGUGCAACUGUUGUCAGAACUGAGUGGAGAGCCAGCUAAGAAGCAUGAAGAGUUUCUAUAAACCACUCUUUUGUUUUUUUAACUCUAUUCAUUAAAAGACAACAGCAAUGCAAAUCAGUACAAUAUACCCAAUUAAAUAAAUGCUUUCGCAUUAUGGCUAAUUAAUUUAGAAGAGACAUUAGCUAUCCAAACUGGUUAUAGAUAAGAGGAAAGCAAACAAGCAUGAUAACAAAAUCAUCUUCAUGCCACGUUAAACCAUACCUAAUGUUUAACUGCAAUUUCACGCCAAUGCCCAGCGUGCUCAAAAAUCCCUGCUUUGCUCCUCCUUUGCUCCUGACUGUGCUGAAAUAAAUCAUGAACUUCGCAUUGUCCUGUCAUCUGAACCUGGGCUGCUUGUUUUCCCCAACAACCCAUGAGUGCUAAGCCAAGAACAAACCUGGGCUACUGCUCAUCGAAGAAAAAAUAACUCACAAGCUGAGCCUGAGUUCAGAUGACACAUCAAGUCAAGACUUUGCGGUUUUUUGCUCAUAGCAUUGUGUGGCCAGGAGUAGCUGGGACUUUUAAGCUACAUGAACCAGCUCACUGCUCAUUCGUCUUACACCAGAGCGAAAUGUCUCUUAUGGUUUAAAAGGAUGCACAGACCAGACCACUGCAUUAGUUGUCAAAAUACUGAAAGGCCAUUAGGAUAACAGUGCUUACGUUCUGGGUUAGUCAAGAAAAAUUGUUAUUUUGGUCUAGUGGAGGGUACUGAAAAAUAAACCGUGGGAGACAAAUAUAGAUACUUAUCCACCUUGGAAUAAAUACAAUUGAAUAUCUUUGUUGUAUAAUGGGCCUUAGUGCUUUUUUUUUUACCGCCGUGUCAAUGACAGAGCAGUUACCAAGCAACAUCAACUGCCGGAAAAUGCACAGGAAAGCUAGCCCCAGAAAACCUCAUAUUCAGAAUAGCACGCAAAUUCUAAAUUGAGUCCAAUGACAGCUCAAUCCUGUGGUCUCAGUACAUCAGGCAUCCAUCACUCCAUCGUUGGGAUUCUGUGCACAGCCAUCAGCAGCAGAGGCAACAUUUCAACAGUCGCCAUAGGAACAAAAGCCAUAAUAGCAACAACAACAACAACAGUGCAGCGACUGCAUCUCUGGCAAUCCUGCCCCGUUUCCCAACGUCAACCCUAUAUUAGCCAUGCAGGGGCGACAGCUGAAUGACCCCAUGAUAUAAGGCAGGAUGUGGUGAAGCUUGAAUGUCUUCCCGCCUAGUCUAUGCACGGAAAACCAGGCAACCAGCACGAGACGCAGUUGCUUCUCCGCCGUGUUGCAGUUGGAAGCAGGGCAGCUGCCACAGACUCCAAGGCUGUCUGACAUGGGUACAAAUUGUCUGGCAGCGCAAACACAAGCCGUCUGCAGCAGCUAGCCUUUUGCCAAGCAGGCCAACAGGGAAGAAAGGAGGACUGUUCCAGUCACAACUCCCAGCCAGCUUCAGAGCACAAUAGGUGGGAAACAAGCAUGGGAAGUGCAAGGUCUACCUAGGAGAAAGCUCAAGACCUGCUGUGGCCCAAAUGCUUCCUCAAAACACUCAUCAUCAGACCAUGCCAGCCACUCCCAUUCUGCUGGGUGUCUGUGUGAACAGAGUGUUUUAUUUUCUUUGCAAGAGGAGAUGGUUGCAUGGUCAAGGAAGAGCAGAAAUGCCUAUACAGUGGUACCUUGAUUUUCAAAUGCCUUGGUUCUCAAACUCCAAAAACCCGGAAAUAAAUGUUCCAGUUUUUGAACGUUUUUCGGAAGCUGAACAUCCAUUGCAGCUGUCGGCUAUUGUUUCUGGGGCCUUUGCACCAAUCAGAAGCUGUGCCUUGGUUUCCAGACGUUUCAGAAGUCAAAUGGACUUCUGGAAUGGAUUAAGUUUGGUGCUUUUGUUUUAAUAAUAAUAAUAAUAAUAAUAAUAAUUUAUUAUUUGUACCCCGCCCAUCUGGCUGGGUUUCCCCAGCCACUCUGGGCGGCUUCCAUAGAAACCAAAAAUACAGUAAAAUAUCACAGAUUAAAAACUUCCCUGAACAGGGCUGCCUUAAGAUGUCUUCUAAAUGUCAGGUAGUUAUUUAUCGCUUUGACAUCUGAUGGGAGGGCGUUCCACAGGGCGGGCGCCACUACCGAGAAGGCCCUCUGCCUGGUUCCCUGUAGCUUUGCUUCUCGCAAUGAGGGAACCGCCAGAAGGCCCUCGGCGCUGGACCUCAGCGUCCGGGCAGAACGAUGGGGGUGGAGACGCUCCUUCAGGUAUACUGGGCCGAGGCCGUUUAGGGCUUUAAAGGUCAACACCAGCACUUUGAAUUGUGCUCGGAAACGUACUGGGAGCCAAUGUAGGUCUUUCAAGACCAGUGUUAUGUGGUCUCGGCGGCCGCCCCAGUCACCAGUCUAGCUGCCGCAUUCUGGAUUAGUUGUAGUUUCCGAGUCACCUUCAAAGGUAGCCCCACGUAGAGCGCAUUGCAGUAGUCCAAGCGGGAGAUAACUAGAGCAUGCAUCACUCUGGCGAGACAGUCCGCGGGCAGGUAGGGUCUCAGCCUGCGUACCAGGUGGAGUUGGUAGACAGCUGCCCUGGAUACAGAAUUGACCUGCGCCUCCAUGGACAGCUGUGAGUCCAAAAUGACUCCCAGGCUGCGCACCUGGUCCUUCAGGGGCACAGUUACCCUAUUCAGGACCAGGGAGUCCUCCACACCAGCCCGCCCCCGUCCCCCAAAAACAAUACUUCUGUCUUGUCAGGAUUCAACUUCAAUCCAUUAGCCGCCAUCCAUCCUCCAACCGCCUCCAGGCACUCACACAGGACCUUCACCGCCUUCACUGGUUCUGAUUUGAAAGAGAGGUAGAGCUGGGUAUCAUCUGCAUAUUGAUGGACACCCAGUCCAAACCCCUGAUGAUCUCUCCCAGCGGCUUCAUAUAGAUGUUAAAAAGCAUGGGGGAGAGGACAGAACCCUGAGGCACCCCACAAGUGAGGGCCCAGGGGUCUGAACACUCAUCCCCCCCCACCACUUUCUGAACACAGCCCAGGAGGAAGGAGCGAAACCACUGUAUAACAGUGCCCCCAGCUCCCAGCCCCUCUAGACGGUCCAGAAGGAUGUUAUGGUCGAUUGUAUCAAAGGCCGCUGAGAGAUCCAGCAGAACCAGGAAACAACUCUCACCUUUGUCCCUAGCUCGCCGGAGAUCAUCAACCAGCGCGACCAAGGCAGUUUCAGUCCCAUGGUGAGGCCUGAAUCCCGAUUGGAAGGGAUCCAAAUGGUCCGCAUCCUCCAGGCGUGCCUGGAGUUGUUCAGCAACCACGCGCUCAAUCACCUUGCCCAAGAAUGGAAGAUUUGAGACUGGGCGAUAGUUGGCCAUACUGGCCGGGUCUAAAGAUGGUUUUUUUUAAGAAGCGGCUUAAUGACCGCCUCUUUCAGCGGAUCUGGGAAUGUUCCCUCAGAGAGGGAAGCAUUCACCACCCCGCAGAGCCCAUCGCCCAGCCCUUCCCGGCUUGCUUUUAUUAGCCAGGAUGGGCAAGGAUCAAGGAAACAGGUGGUUGGUUUCACGCAUCCAAGCAGCCUGUCCACAUCCUCGGGAGUAACGGAUUGAAAUUGAUUCCAUGCAACUUGACCAGACAGAGCUCUAGCACUCUCCCGCCCCGGCCCUGCUCCCACAGUGGUGUCUAGCUCCUUCCGAAUAUGAGUGAUUUUAUCUGCAAAAAACUUUGCAAAAUCGUUGCAGGAGAUCUUGGGGUCUUUACAAGGCCCCGGUGGUAAAGGUGGUUCCGUUAAAUUGCAAACCACCUGAAAGAGUCUCCUGCUACUAUUUCUGCAGAUGCAAUAGAGGCGGUGAAGAAAGUCUUCUUCGCCGCCGCUAUCGCCACUUGGUAGGCUCGACGUUGAGCUCUAACCUGUGUCCGGUCAGAUUUUUGCUAUUUAUUUUUUGUUUUUGAGGCUUUUUCUGUUAAUCUGUUUUUGUGACUGUGUGGAACCCAGUUCAGCUACUGAUUGAUUGAUUGCAGAAAUGGAUAAAAGCCCCCCAUCCAAACAAUGAGUAUCAUUGGUGCAGAGAAGAAGAAAAAUUAAAUUUUCAUUUUUAUCAUAUACAAUACUGUCUUAUUUAUUUUAUAGUACAGUACAUUGAUUAUUGCUUUCAUUUUAUGGAUCAAUGGUAUCGUUAGAUAGUAAAAUCCAUGUUAAACUGCUGUUUUAGGGGUUGUUUUUAAAAGUCUGGAACGGAUUAAUUUGUUUUGCAUUACUUUCUAUGGGAAAGUGUGCCUUGGUUUUGGAACGCUUUGGUUUUGGAACGGACUUCUGGAACGGAUUAAGUUUGAGAACCAAGGUACCACUGUAAUAGAGUAAACUCAUACAGAGCAGCACCAGAAGCUUCCGGGAGGAUUAGUGUGAAAGAGCACCAAGGUUGGAUUUGAGUUUCAGUUCAGGAGGUUAUAAAAAUGAUGCCCACAAGACAAAGUUCAUCUGCCAGGUUGCUCUACCAGCAGCUAUUUUAGGUGAGGGCACAGCAGGACUUCUCCAGACAGCAACUGCACUGCAGAAGGCGGACUGGCUUGAUCAGCCUGCCAGGAUCCCAGCCUUCCUGCUCUCUUAGCACUGUGCAUAGCGCCCAGGGGCACAGCCAAACAGAACUAACUUGGAAGCGUGGGCCAGUGGAACAGCACAGACUUGUGACUUAUGGGAGUCUAUGACUCUGAAAGUGAUGUGGCUCCAUUCAGCAGGCCUUAAUACACAAGGUACAAUUUCUCCAGAGGCACCUUGCAACCAUGCGGCGAUGGGCUGUGGAGGCUUGCAGAAUUAGUUGGGCUCCUGAUGCUGUGGGAUUGAGAAAAGUGGUUGUCCGAGGCUGUCCAUUAACUGCAGUGGGAGAGAUUUAAUGUAUGCCGCUUCUGCAUAAUGUUACACAGGGGGAAGGAACAAGGCCCCAGAGAACAUAGGAUUCCUCCUAAGUUACAUUACUCCUGGCUGUGCUCCUUAAUUGCUAUAGGGGCAGACAUUUUUGUUGCCACUUUAAAAGUGGGCUGGCACAGGGAUUUUGAGAAACAAUUCCAUCCUACCCAGUGGCCACAACUAAGUCAUAUGAUUUUCCCCCUUAAAUAUCUUAUGAGCCUCCAAACCCUCCCAGUCUGGAUCCCCUCAACCCAACUUCGCAGUUGGCAGAGAAAACUACACUCUUUCAUCUUCUCACAUAAAAAACCAAGAAUAAGCCCCAAAUACCUGCACCUCCCCACCUCAGAAGGAGGAUGGGGAAUCCUCAACAUAGAAGCAUAUUACAAUGCCAACCAAAUACGCCACAUAAUCCCAUAUAUACUAGAAGAUGAGACAAAACAAUGGGUACACCUAGAGAGGGACACAAUUGAAAACACCUGCACCACAACAUACCCACUCCUCCCAAACAAACUAAAGAAAAUUCCCACAACACUUAACAGGUACACACAGACCAUGCUCAAAGCAUGGAAAACACAAAUAGGCAAACUAUCUCCAACCCCAUCCCCACUAAUCCCCCUGGCGUACCACCCAUUAUUCCACCGUGCAGCACAAAACCUCAAGAUAAAAACCUGGCGAACCAAAGGCUUAUAUCGCCUAAUAGACUUUUAUAAAAAUAACAAACCCUUGUCAACACAAGAAAUGCAAGACAAACUAGAAGACACCCAAAUGCCCUGGUUAACACAACACCAACUACAUGCCCUCUUAAACAACCCAACAGUAAAAUCAACAGCAACUAGGCCCCUGACAACCUUCGAAAACCUCCUCCUAACAACAAAGGGAAACGGUAAAGGGACGGUAUCCGCAAUAUACAAAAUACUACUCCAAAAUCCCGCAGAUCCCCUAGACGCAAUCAAAAAACAAUGGGAGAAUGACAUAGGCUAUGAGAUUAACCCCACUCAAUGGACCAGAAUGUGGUCUAAACCCCCCUUUAAAUCCAUAUCAACGAAAAGAAAAGAACUCACACUGAAACUCACCUACAGGUGGUACCUAACACCAAGGAAACUAGCGCUAAUACACCCAGGAACCUCACCAAAAUGCUGGAGAGGGUGCACCUCCACAGGCACAUACCUCCACAUGUGGUGGGAGUGUCCCAAAAUCCAACUAUUCUGGACAACAGCCAUACAAGAAAUAUGUAAAAUAACUAAGCAAGUAAUAGACAUCACCCCAGAAUUGGCCCUACUAAACAUCUUCCAAGACAACAAUGCCCAUUUACACCACAAAGAACUCAUAACCCACCUGCUCUCAGCAGCCAGAAACACCAUAACCAGACACUGGAGAGACCUGUCAGGAGUAAGCAUGGACCAAUGGUACCAAAUAGUAUGGGAAACAGCCCUACUAGAAAAAUUAACUAAUAAACUGAAACUGACAUGGGGACAAACAGAAGAAGACGCCUUCACCCCGGUAUGGCUCCCAUUAUCACAUACACAGCCCAACAGGACAAUGACAAUAAUCCACCAACAGCAUACAAAUCAAUAUGGCUAACCUGAUCCAAAACACCCACCCACCUCACUCACACACGAAAACAAAGAUCACCAUAGCCAAUCACAAGCAAACAAUCACACCCUAGGCCAACCCCAACCUCUCUCACCACCAAAGGAACACAAGUGAACAACACAAGCAACGCUGACACCAAACUCUACAUACAUUAAACAUAAUAGAAACACUGCCACCCAACCCCAGCCCCCAUCCAUCUUCCCUCUCUCCACCCCCCUUUCUUUUUUCUUUUUUUUUCCUUCUCCCCCUAAUGCCUCAACAAAUGAAACGGAUUUGUAAAAAUGUUACAUGAAAAAAAAAAACGAGGCACUACACUUCUGUAAAACAAGAAAAUCCUUAAUAAAAUAUUUAAAACAAACAAACAAACAAACAAAUCUUAUGAGCCAAGUGAGCGGUUUGUAUUUUCCUGCUUCCCAGGGUUUUCUGCUUCCUCCAUAAGCACAUCACAUAAAAGAGAGAGAGAGCACCAGUUGAUUUGCAAAUGUGGAACAUCCCAGUUUCCAGUUUGAGUGUAACUCUAAUGAACAAAAUGGAGCUGUAGUAUUUGAAGACAUAUCUAUAGUGUCAUUUCUCUUAUACUGAGGGCUUAUCCAUGCUUCCUCCUUUCCUGCUACUUUCCCACAGGAAAAACAGCUCUUUAGCAGUCAAUCGGAGCAAACACAAUUUGGGUUUUCUCCAGAUUGACAUUUGCUCCUAUUUUACACUAAAGAGCAGGUUUUCCCUGCGAAAGGAGCUGGGCAAGGGGGAAACCGCUUGGACCCACGCCUAGAAAUCCCAGGUUAAGCAGAAAACCAUUCCAACUCGUGCUUUUGAGGCAGGGAACAAGCAGAAGCACUAAAUACUAUAUAUGAUGGAGGAUGAAUCUUUCCAGAAUAUGGGAGUGGAGCAUAAAGCACAUUCAUAAGCUAUUUGUUAUUGCUAUCUUAAUAAUAAUAAUAAUAAUAAUAAUAAUAAUUAGCAUGAAUCAAACAUUUUUGCUGUCUUUCAACAUGUAAAUGUGUUUAUUGUUUUAGGUUGAUAACAGCAUCAUAUGAUAAAAGUCUAAGGGCCUGGGAUACGGAAACAGGGAAAGUGCUUGUAUGUAUUGAUUUUUUAAUUAAAAACUCCCUAUUUAAUCACUAGAAACUAAACUUUCCUUUUACUCAAAUGUUUAUCCUUGCAAACACAUGCAGUCAUUUGCAAUGGGGGAAUAGUUUGGUGAAGCUUCUUGCAGUGAAAAUUGGUGGUAGUGGGGUUAUAGUUUUUUUAUUACUAUUAUGUUAUGCAUUUUGUGUUUUUAUUUUGUCAACCAGCCUGUGAUCUUCAGAUAAAGGUUGGUAUAUAAAUUUAAUAAAUAACAAUAAUACAGUAAUCUCAGCACUUGUCUGCUGCAAAUCAACUCCUCCCAAAACGACUUUUCUCGAACAAACGUUGAUUUUUCUGUGGGGAUUUCUGCCUGGGCUUCAAACGGAUUCCAAGGAUAAGCUAACAAAAAUCAGAAAUAUAAUUUUAAAAAUUAAGCAUACAGUCAGAAACUGCGUGAAAACAGCAGCCAGUGACAGAACACCUUAGAGUGAAAGUCCUGGGAAAACAGAAAGGUCUUUGGCACCAACCAGCGUGACAUAUCUGAAUGGGUGUCAAGCAAGCGUUCAUGUGGAGGGCCUUCCAUAAGAAUGGGUUAAAUUCAUUUGUGUGUAAUGUUUGGUUCCACCCUAAUGGUCUAAUUCAAUUGGUACAGAUUUUGAUCAUGUGAUUAAAAAACCAAAACAAUUAAAAAAAAUUAUAGCAAAAGAUAAACGUGUGCUGCAUUUCUUGUAUUCAUAUAUGAUUUCUGUCUCUGACCAGGAUUCUGGCUCUGACCAGGAUUAAGCUUUCAGUACUUACUUACUGUUCCUACUAAACAGGACUGGGCGUGAACCAUAGCCUUACCUCAGAAUGUUCUGAGGCAUAAAUACAAGGUGUGACCGGAAAGUUCGGUGAAUGGUCACAGAAAUCGGACAGCGAGAAAUAUUCGAACAUACACACCUUACAGGGCUUCAAAGUAGGCCCCCUCUGAUACAAUGCAGUGUUGACAAGGUUUGUAGAACUGUUGGAAACUUCUGGAGAAGUCCUCUUUUCAUACUGCUUUCAGUUCCCUUGUCACAGCAGUUUGGACAUCUUCGAUGGUUUGCCGACCUUCGUGGAAACGCUUAAACCACUCAUACACUGUCUUUCAGGUUACACCUUCAUCUCUGUACACAAUUUUGAGCAUUUUGUGGGUUUCCGAUGCUGGUUGUAUGUUCGAGUAUUUCUCGCUGUCCGUUUCUGUGACCGUUCACUGAACUUUCCGGUCACAUCUUGUAUAAAUGCUUAGAAGUGAGUUAAAUAUUCUUUUUUUAAAACCCGUGAGCGUGAUCCAGUCUGCCCUCUGCACGCUGCCAGAUACAUGGUGGGAGUGUCGCCUUGGUCUCAGUCACAAGUAACUUGAGCUGCAUCUGGGCUCAUGUGCGUAUAGGUUUGGUCCUUGGCUGAUCAUUAACCCUAAAAGCAUAACCUCAAGGGCUUCUCUUCUCUUCUCCAGUGGACUCUAGAGCAGGAUGGCCUUGUGACUUCAUGCCAUAUUUCUCACGAUGGCAAAUACGUCGCCUCCAGUUCAGACUUGGAAAAUGCUUUAUUCAUUUGUGGUGUAGAAGAUGCGAAAAAGGUGGCAUAUGUCAGAGGUAACAUUUUUAAAACUUGGUCACGAUCCUUUUCUUUAUACCUGUUGAAUGACUCCCAGACGUACACAUGCCUCUCAUUUCAGUGGGACGUGUACAGGAUACGAUUCUGUUUGGCUGUGCCCCUGCCCGUUUGCAUAUUGAUACAUGUUUACCUGAAUCUAGAGUAUAUAUGGAUUUCUUACAUAUCACCCUAGAAGGAGCAUGUCUUUGUACAUACUGUUUAAUACAUUGUUAAAUAUUUUAGUUCUGCUCUAUUGCUUUGUUGUAGAGCACAAUACAGCACACAGUACAGCUGAAAGCUUCAGUGACCCUAUUUACGUGGUUUAUCAUGACAACUAAUGUACGUAUGGUUAUAAAUGGAAAGCACUGUUUGCCAAGUACCCAAUGAAAUUGUGUGUGUAUAUAUUGUUGCAUGCACCCCAAUCUCUGUGUAGCAAGAUAUUCCACAGGUGUCUGUGCUUACCUAGGGUCUGGUUUCCUUUGAAUGACAGCCAAUGGAUAUACUGUGGUAUCUUUUGAAUAUAUGGUUUUAUUGAAACAUAUAUGAUCUAAACAUAGGAUGGAGAGGCUCGCAGCAUGAACACCCCAACAGAUCUUAAUGUUCUAGGGAAGCCUCAAGUCAUAGUUUUUGAGUCCAGCACAGAGCAAGACAUGGCUCUGCAGUCUCCAGCUUCCAGUGUCUGCCAAAAUUCACACAUGCACAGCCCCCCUCCCCAGCCUAUUGUUCCCCAUCCUAGGAUGACAUCAAGCCAGGUGAGUUGGGAAACGGCCCGUCCAUUUGUCUCUAUGGCAACCUCUUCGGACAUGUAAAUAGCAGUACUUAAGGCUAUGACCUUAACAAAGGAAUUAAUCUGACCAGUUUACCAGGUUUCCUCUUGUAGAUUCUAACCUCGCACAGGAUCACAGGUUUGGAAGGGACCAAUGGGCAUCAUCCAGAUUGACCCACCCCCCCAAACCUAUAAAAAUACACACACCACAUAUAUCUCCUGAGGAUACAUUCCUAUGGCACAAAAUUGAGCCAAUUGAAUUAACAGUGAAUUCUAAGGCUACUUUUUGAUGUGUAAAAUUGCUAAAAGUUGAAUAAAUCGGAACUCAAGUGGUGGGUGGGUAAACUGACUCCAAAAAAAUAAUAAUCAAGACAGUCUUACUGCCACUACUUCAGCAUUAUUAAACUGACAUUUUGCCCCAUACUUAGAUGCUUAGUUAUUGUGUGUGCAAGUGUUUCAGUUCCUGCUGUGUUUUGGAACUAUAGAGACAUACAUUAAAAAAACCAAAACCAUGACAAUAAGCUGAAACUCAGAUGUGAGUAACCAUCAGACUAGCUGGUAGCUCUAACCUUGUCCAAAGUGCUUGCAGCCUGUUACUUGGAGUGUUUCUUUUUUUCAGAGUAUCACAGAAGCACAGUGAGAAGGUGUCGUUUUGAUCCUCAGAACCAACGAAUAGCUACAGUGUCAUCUGACAUGUCUUUAAAAUUCUGGGAUAUUAUAGCACAGUCUACCACAGUCACAAUUGAGCGGUAAAAGAGACAGUGAAGCAGCUACUGAUGUGGCUCUCGUGAAGUCUGCUUCCUAUUAGUGUAAAAUCUGUAGCAGUUAAAUGGGUAAUGUGGCCACUUCCACUAAACUAGAUGUUAAUUUUGGAAUCUACUUUUCACAGUCAUUUUAUGGGAGGCCCAUCCACAUAAUAGUCACCCUCCUGUGUUUUCCCACUUGUGAGUGCUGAGAGUUCAGCUUUUCAAAAGAUUUUAUCUACUUUUCGAGCCGUAUUGUUUUGAUUUUGGCAGUGACGUAUCAGGCAGCUGAAUCUACCAAAGCUCAGUAUAUCCACACUAUCUGUUUUUUAACACUUUUCCAGAUAUAAUUUUAAAAAAUAUUAACAAAAUGGUCCUUUAAUGAAAGAGUGCUUGUUUCAUUAAUUUCAUAGCACUUCUUCUUUUUUCUUUUUUGAAGCCAAACCGUUUUUCUGAGAAAGAAAAAAAACAGGAGUCCAUUUUUUAAAGUAUGUCUGUUUGCACUCAGAACAUCCUUGGCCCCAACUCAUCUUUUCUCCUUAUCUACCAUGUCCAGACUAGCGUUACUUUUACUUGCACUUCACAGGUGAUUCUCCAAAGCUAGCCUUUGGAGGGCAUUGUGUUCCUGGGACAAAAAGCAUUUGCAGUUAUGAGGAUAGCCAGAAAGAGCAGCAACUGACCAGUAACUGGGUUUUUUCUGCAGUACCAGGGCUGAGGUCAAACAGUGUGCCCUACAGAAGAGUCAACACUGUAAAUUUGAUGGUAUCCUGCUGCAGUGAUCUGCACAUCUUUUUCAGGGCACACACCAAUGCAAUUGCAGAUUGCCGUUUCUCCUUGGAUGGCCAUUAUUUGUGCACAGCAGGUUGGGAUGAAGUCAUAAAGUUAUGGGAUAUCAGGACAGGGGAGUUCCGUUCCCAUGGACCCAUUAUUUUGGAUCAGGGCCACAUAGGAAUAGUUGGCUGCUGUGAUAUUAGUAAGGAUGGUGAGUAAUGUGAAAUGGCAUAUAAUGGCACCUUCUAUGCAAAUGUAUAAAUGUGAAAGAAAAGUGUGUUUAUUUCAGAUGAGUCACAGGGGUCAUGCUCAAACCACUAAUUAAGUUCUCAACUUUCAGAAUGAAAUGAUUUUCCGUUUUGAUUAAAAGGUUGCUCGUUUAAUUGAGGUAGACUGAACUUGAUGACUUACGGUAGAUUGUUGUUCAGUCAGCCUUCUAGAACACUCCUUAAUUGAUAAGCUCAUUAAGAUCUAUUGUUAGGUGAAAAUGUCUGAGCAGAGAAAUAAAAUGUCAAGCUGUAUGAUGCGGUGUCAGCCCCUGCUUGUUCUGUUCAAACCUCUGCCACUGUUUAAAAUAGCCACUUUCCCCCUAUAAGUAUGCUUCCAUCCUCACUUUACUCAAACUCCUGCCAUUGUUUUAAACCCCCACUUUCCCCCUUCUCGCUCUCAUGCCAUUACCGCAGUUGUUUUGCAACACACCUUCACUUUUGCUCCCCUCCCCUACCAUGACUUCCUGCAAAUCCAGGCCUGUGAUGUGGCCUAGAAAUCUCCCAAUGGGAGCUGCGUGAUGACAUUUUUACAUUUUUAUUAUAUAGAAAGAUAUGGCUUAGUAUUCUUAAUGCAGUAUUUCAGUUGUAUUAAAAGUCAAAUGUUCAUUCAUUUUUUCCUGCAUGAAUGAAUCUUAGUUUAUUUAAUAACAAAGCACAAGGCAGUCACCUGACAUAAUUUUAUAUUUCAGCAUCGCUUGUGGUGUCUGGAGGUUAUGACAAAACAAUCGUUAUCUGGGACUCGCGAGAGGCAUAUAAAAAGCUAUGUUUAAAGGUACUGUGUAAGCAUUUGCCUGGGCAAAGGAGGACUUAAUUUUGCUUCUGUAGAAGUUAGCUGUGAAACUCCAACUGACUAUGCAAGAUCAGUUCCUAAAUGAAAGAUAAUUUUUUUUGAAAAUGCUCUUUCUAUAAGAAUAAUUAAAUUGGUGUUUCUUUUUUUCUCCAUCUCUUCAUGUCAUGUUUGAUAUCCAGUAACAAUGUUUAAAGCACUGACAAUUUCUCUGCUUUUAUAGCUGAUCCAUUGGGCAGUGCCCACAUAUCUCCUGAUAGUGCAAUUCAGAAACCAUAUUCUGCACAUUCCCACCUUUGGUACUAAGCCAUUGAGUUGUGGUUGCUAGGAAACUAAACCAUAAUUCCUAGGGUGGUUCAUGAUCAAGCAUCACAGUUUUUUGAACAGCAAUUGUACACCCAAUAUUUUCACUUGUGUUGUUGUUUAGUCGUGUCCGACUCUUCGUGACCCCAUGGACCAGAGCAUGCCAGGCACUCCUGUCUUCCACUGCCUCCCACAGUUUGGUCAAACUCAUGCUGGUAGCUUCGAGAACACUAUCCAACCAUCUCGUCCUCUGUCGUCCCCUUCUCCUUGUGCCCUCCAUCUUUCCCAACAUCAGGGUCUUUUCCAGGGAGUCUUCUCUUUUCAUGAAGUGGCCAAAGUAUUGGAGUCUCAGCUUCACGAUCUGCCCUUCCAGUGAGCACUCAGGGCUGAUUUCCUUCAGAAUGGAUAGGUUUGAUCUUUUCGCAGUCCAUGGGACUCUCAAGAGUCUCCUCCAGCACCAUAAUUCAGAAGCAUCAAUUCUUCGGCGAUCAGCCUUCUUUAUGGUCCAGCUCUCACUUCCAUACAUCACUACUGGGAAAACCAUAGCUUUAACUUUUCACUUGUAAGUAACCAUAAUAUUGUGAGGCCUGUAUAUUCAAUAAUGAUUGAGGUUGGUUAAAGGUCCCCAGCCUCUUUUGGGGCUGUGGGCCCAGUUCAAAAUUUGAUAAACUCUUGCAGACAGGGCAGGGCUGGCUCACCCAUGAGGCAAAGUGAGGCAACUGCCUUGGGUUGCCAGAUCCGCAAGGACAGUAGAUCCCCUGUGAUCCCCCUUUGAUUCUGACUUCAACCCUUGGGUAAAGAUGCUUUGACACUUCCCCCUGUGCUUGAUGUCGAUAUUCACUCCUUCCUUGUUCCUGGUGUAGAUCUUCAUUCCUCGAUUCUUCCCUGGUGGUGGGGGAGGGAGGAGUGCCAGUUUGCGAUUCGCCUCAGGUGCCCAAAUGUCUUGGACCGGCCCAGAGGCAGGGCACCUCCACAACAGAAAUGGCUGCCCUGCAGCCUGGCUAGCCACAAAAGGCAAAUAACUUGCCCAGGGAACUGAGUUGCAAGGCAGAGGUUGGGUCUGAGCCCCAAGGGCCAAAACGUAUUUGCCUCCAGAAGGCAAUUCAACUUCGUGGAAGAAAAAGUGAUGGUGCUCAGAGAACUCCCCUCCCCUCCCCUCCCUGAAAGCACGCACAUAUGAAAUACACAAAUCCCACACAGAAAACAAAAUGUAACACAGGUCUCUCUCUCACACACACACACACUAAAACUCACAGGCAAAGCAUCUCCAGUUGCUUUACUCCCCACUUCAAAGCUUCCUAGGCAGUGGGACAGUCCCAUAUUUUUUCUUUUUUAAAAAGGCAGCCUCCACCUUCUCCCUUCCCUUUCCUGUCAAUGUUUCUCAGCACCACAUGGGAGUGGAAGCUUUGCUUUCUGGCCAAUAUAGAAACAAAACAAAUGUGCAGGGCUGAACCCUGGCACCCGUGGGUGCCAUGGGAGGGAAUGGUGGCAAUGUUUGUGUGCAUCAGAACAGAACUUCCACCCUGGCAGGAGGCCCCUUUCUUGUAGGGCUGCUCCCCUUCUCAUAACGGACAGAAUGACAAAUGCAUCGGCCGGAAAAGGGAAACAGAACCGUAGUUCUUCCAUAACAGUAAUUAAAACUAUUCACUAUGAAGUUCUGUGGAAGAUAUUAUAUUUAAAAUAAUAUAUUAAAAUUGUAUGUAAGCGCUUAAGAAAAAAUACAAAGUAUUGAUUAGAUUAUGCCAGAAACAGAUGGGGUCCCCCCCCCCGAGAGUCACAAAAGACUCACACCCCAAAUAUCUUGAAUGUAGAAUACAUCUUAUAAUGCACCUCUAAGCAGUUUUCAUCUGUGACGUUCACAACAGAAAAAGGCCUUCAGUAGUACAGUAUUGAAAUAAAAUAACAGUGAAACUAAUAGUGCAACCAUAAGCAUGCUUACUCAGAGGCAUGUUGCACUUAGUUCAGUAGGACUUGGCUCUCUACAAAUGUCUUAAGGGUGAACAAAAUCCCAUUUUUGUGUAAUCGGAAAACUGUUUCUUUGCAGGGUCAUGCAGGUUGGGUGACUGACAUUGCCUUGAGUAGCAACAAGAAGUGGCUUGUAUCUGCCUCAAAGGUAUCAUCAGUAAGCUUAGUUAAAUAAUUGGAAACAUAGUUCAGUGGCUGUCUUCCUCCCACUCCUGACUGCUUCCGUAGAUACCUCAUUGUGAUACUUCAAUCCCAUAAGGUUUUUUGUGGGCCCCUCAAAACCCUGACAAAUUUGUCCUAAAAAAAGAGAAAACCUUGAAGACCAUUCUCAUGAACCUCCUGCUAUGAGUCUGUGGUGCCAAGAAAUAUGUGUAACUGUACACCCACCCACACCUCGAUCCCCUCCAUUUUAAAUAUUUUAAAAUUGGCCACAACCACUUUUGCAUUUCAGUCACACCCACAAUGACAUGCAAAGGUGUGGCCCUUGGCCUGAAAAUGGUUACCCAUCCCUGCUGUAAAUUGAUAGAAAUCCUUCCAUUGUUUCAGGACUGUACUUUGAGAGUUUGGGACGUUGCAGAUGCCCAUGAAGUCCCUGUGGUGGUCCAGGCCAUUAGAACAAGAGGCUCCAAGUUAGCAAAGGUCAGUCUAUUAUUCCUCUCCUGGAUGUAACUACCCUACAAGAAUGUUUCCCUCUAUUUGUAUGUCCAUAUGCUGCCUCCUUUUCCUUUUAGCAAACCCCAACCUCAGAAUCCUAUGUGCUCUAAAGUCCAUUCUGCGAGCCACAGGUGCAUUUCACAGCCUUUGGAUCAAAGAAUGUUGAAGGGCAGAGCAUCAUUUAAGUCAGGGAUGAACUCUGGAACUGGUUUUGAAUGUCACACUUGAAUAUCGGAAACCAUCAUAAAGGAGAACAUCUGAAUAGCAGGAAGCUGCAUAUCCCAUAGUGCAUAGCAGCCUUCCCUGCUUCCAGAUCUUUUGGACUAUAACUCCCAGCAGCCAGCUGGUGCUUUCCCCACAUCCUUUCCCUACAGGAACAAGAGCUACCAGCAUGGCAUUCCUACGGCAGCAAAAAAAUAUUUGGGGGGAAGGUAGGCAAGCUUGCAUAUGUAUGUGUCUGGGUACAUCGUCAUUCCUGCACAGACUGACUGCAGUGCAUCUCAAAUGCAGGAUGCAACACGGUUGCCGAAACAAUGUAUUGAUUCCAGAUGGAAUUGCAGUCUUAACUUACUUCUGAGCACACAUGGUUAGGAUUGAGUUGUAAGGCUACAAUCCUGUUCUUUCCUGGAAGUAAGCAGCAUUAAACACAAUGGGGCUUGCUUCUGACUGAACGCAUACAGGAUUGCACUGCACUGCAACCAAGAAAUUAAGUCAUUUUUAUCUUGCCCCGCUCAUUUUGAUGGGACUUAAGUGAACCCAAUAUGGUCUGUCACCUAGUAAAAGGCUACUAAAAAAUUAGGAGCACGUGCUGAAUGUCUCUUAUAGAGUGAUUUCUGCUAAGCAUUCAUUAGCAUUUGCAAAAAUGGGUCUGCAUGUCAGUUUGUUUUUAGAAUGGAAAUUCCUCUUGUCUGAACCACUUAUAUAUUAUUUUUUCCUAUAUAAAAAAAUCUAGUGUGAAGAAUGUAAGAAGUCUUUCCUGCUCUUCCACAAUGAUGAAGACAAAGUAGAAAUCAAUUGUGUUUUCUGUCGGCUGGCAAGUUACAAAGAAAGUGUUCUGCCAGAUCCCCCUCCAUUACCUCCCUUGCCUCCUGAUUUUUAA
This is a messenger RNA of Podarcis lilfordi (Lilford's wall lizard), 19339 nucleotides long. The record is from the annotation of a GenBank genome assembly. Lineage: Eukaryota; Metazoa; Chordata; Lepidosauria; Squamata; Lacertidae.